Messenger RNA from Scylla paramamosain (green mud crab), 6055 nucleotides. RefSeq names its product PDZ and LIM domain protein Zasp-like (gene Zasp52). Gene Ontology annotation, molecular function: actin binding; muscle alpha-actinin binding. NCBI's taxonomy places the organism in Eukaryota, Metazoa, Arthropoda, Malacostraca, Decapoda, Portunidae. The record is from RefSeq and is a predicted model, not a curated record. Bases 174 to 4283 code for a protein of 1369 amino acids. Gene Ontology annotation, biological process: muscle structure development; actin cytoskeleton organization; heart development. The transcript has 22 exons. Gene Ontology annotation, cellular component: Z disc; filamentous actin; adherens junction.
UGUGGCGCGAGUUCAAUAUGGCGAAGCAGCCAGUCGUCUGCUCGCUUCAGAUCUGGCGAGUCGGGCAGGCAGGCAGGUCCUGGCAGUGCCGUGUUGUCUUGUGAGGGGCCAGUGAACGAGGCCUAAGUUUUAUUUGUCUUCGCGUGGGACAAUCAUUUCUACAUACAACAAUCAUGUCGAUUUCGACUGUUAAGCUAAGCCGAACUGACGGGACCCCUUGGGGCUUCAGGCUACAGGGUGGCAAAGAUUUUGCUACACCUCUCUGUGUCCAAAAGGUGAAUGCCGGCUCAUUGGCGGCUGUGGCGGGGCUGCAGGCUGGGGACGCCAUCGUUAGCAUCGGAGGUAGAGAUGCCCUCGCCCUCAGGCACAAGGAGGCUCAGGAGGCCAUCGUGAGGGCAGGCAACAACUUCGACCUCGUGAUCCAAAGGGGUUCCCAGGUGUGGCGGCCGCAGGUGACGCCUUUGGCCCAAGUAAAGACGACUCCAGAGGGCGUACCGGUAGCCACUAACACUUCUCUUGCUGCCAACAAGAAGCCCGUGCGUCACAUCGGCUCCAACCACAACGUGGUGGCGCGCCCCUUCCCCGGCUUCACGGGGUCCCAGCCCACCUACACACCCGGCUCCACCAUCAUCAGAAGUCCCCUCUCUAACAGUUCAGAGGAGAUGGCUGGGGCAUCCCUCAGCGGCGCCUCCUCCAGGAGCACAUCAGGUAGCACUAGCCCCAGCGGGUUCCUGACCAGCACCUCCCCAACCAUUUCCCUAAACAAAGAGAACGCGAAGAACUUCCUCAAGAUGACGCUCGACAAGGAAAAUGUAAACACAAUCAAUGUGCACCAGACGGCGCGCGGCGUCAGCCCAAAAUCCAGCAGCAGCACAGAAAACCUCUUCAGCGCCUCCUUCACACACAACAGCGGUCCAGGCCACCAGCGAAAGUACUCCCUAGCCAGCAACGCCUCCUCCAGUAGUUCCGAGGCCGAUCACGACGCCCUCACGCGCAGGAAUAACGAACAUGUUGCUCCGGUAGGCGUCAAACACAACGUGAAGGCGCGUCCGUUUGCUGAGGUGAAUGGACAGCAGAUCGUGAACGCCCAGUACAACACGCCCCUGCAACUGUACAGCGAAGACAACAUCGCCGAGACCCUGUCUGCCCAAGCCGAAGUGCUGGGGAAGGGAUGCCUCGGCAUCAACUUCAAGAAGUACGCGAAGGAGGCUAAGAUCCAAACAGAGUCUCCCACGUACAAACUUAUCCACGGAGACCUUGACGACCGGAAGUCUCGACAACCUGCCUACCUCCCCUUCAACAAGGAGGUUGAGCCUCCUCCCGAGUUUCCACGACCGAAGCCAUCGGCGGCCCGGCAGGCCCCGGCCCCGGCCGCGGCCCCUGCCCCUGCCCCUGCCCCUGCCCCGGCUCCGGCCCCGUCCCAGCCAGACAGCCCCGCGGGUAGCGCCGGGCCCGCUACAGGCUUCCGCAGCGUGCGUGCCCCGGAGACCAAGGUGCGGGCCCCGGGAGAGCCUAGCCCCUCACAAGCCACCAAGUGUUCCGAAUGUGAACGGCCCAUUACCGGAGUGUUCGUCCGCGUAAAGAAUAAGAGUCUGCACGCUGACUGCUUCAAGUGCGCCACGUGUGGCUCCUCCCUCAAGAAUGUCGGCUACUACAACAUCAACGAGAAGCUGUACUGCGACGUGCAUGCCAAGCAGGCUGCCCGCCACCACCCACCUGCCCCUAACAUGGAUCCCAUCAUCGUGAAGCCAGGUGCUCCAACACCUUCGGGAGCCCUGCCUGCCUCUGCGGUCAAGGCCGCCGCUCCCUACAAGCCUCCUGCAGGCGGUAUCAGGAUGAUGCCCUCGGCCCCGGCACCAGCCCCAGCACCCAUGCCCAAGUUCACCCCGAUAGCCCCGCCGAAGCCCUACAAGCGUCCAGUGGGCGGAAUGAGGAUGAUGCCCUCAGUCCCGGCACCAGCCCCAGCACCCAUGCCCAAGUUCACCCCGAUAGCUCGACCGAAGCCGGAGCCCGUGGUGGCUGCCCCAGAACUCCCACCACCUCCUGCGCCCGAGCCCGUCCUACCGCCUCAGCCCGUAGAGGUGGAGGCCCCCGAACCUGAACCCGUGCCUGCCGAGCCAGAGCCUGUCGUGGCCCCGCCCACACCCCCGCCAGUCAUGACUCCGCCCCCGGCUGUUCCAGCCGAGGCCGAGGCCGAGGCCCCGGCCCCGGCUCCUGAGCCAGAGGUGGAGAUUGCUCCAGCACCCAUCGAGGUCCUGCAAGAACCCAUAUUUCAGCCAGAGCCAGAGCCCGAACCGGAGCCUGCGCCCGAGGCCCCGGUUCCGGAACCACUCCCUUCUGAAGAGCCAGCGCUGCCGUCUGAAGCUGAAGCCCCUCCUACUGAUCUAGUAUCUGAACCUCAGACCACAGAGGCUAUACCAGAGCCACAACCUGAACCACUGGUUAACGGAACAGCUUCUCCUGAGCUUGAACCAGCAGCCCCUGAGGCUGUACAAGAACCUGAAGUGGCGCCAGAGCCGCAAGUGGAACCAGAACCUGAGAUAACUGAAGUAGCCGAGGCAGCGCCUCUUUUGGCUUCUGAAACUGUUGUUGCUCCGGAACCGGAAGCUCCACCACCCUCUGAGCCUGUCGUGCUUGAGCCUAAGGCGGCUCCAGAACCCGUGGCACCAGUGAGUGAACCAGAACCGUCAGUAGCACCCGAGGAGGCAUCAAUCCCGGUAACAGAGGUAUCAGUAGGGGCACCUGAGGUGACGGCUCCGCAACUCACCCCCGCCCCACAAAAGGAGCCGGCGCCGAUCCCUGCUCCUGCCCCUGCCCCUAUCCAGGUCCCCGCAGCGCCCAUGGCGGCCCCUCCACCCACCUUCUCCCCAGUCAAGGCUCCGGCGGCCCCUGCGCCCCAGCCGGCACCAUUCGGUGCUCCUGCUGGAGGCGUGGAUGUGAGGUCGCACAUUCCCAAGAAAGGUGGACCGUUCUUGUGGCCGCCGCCCAAAAAGGUGGAGACGGGGGAGGAGGGGCCCCGAACCCCGUCUUGGGCGCCUGCGGGUGCACCAGUUAAUGUUCCCAAACCCAAGAAAAUGGCUGGUCCUCUUCCUAAGAGACCUCCCCUCCUCCCCACUCCUCCACCUCCCAAAGAUUACGAUAGCAUAGUCAUACAGGCUUCCCCCUCUGCCGCCGCCCAGCCUUCCGCUGAUCCCAAAGCCCACCCCCUCGCUGCUUAUGCUUCUGCACCCGCCCCUGCCCCAGCCCCUGCACCUGCACCUGUUCCCGCACCUGCCCCUGCCCCUGCCCCUGCUCCUGCUCCUGCAUGCAAAAUUCCUGAAGCGAGCAAGGUACCUCAGCCAAUGGUUAACGGAAGCACGCCCACUGCUAAACCCGCUGGCUCUAAUGCUAUCCCCGGAUUCAAGCCCGUGGCAGCUCCCAAGGCAACUUUCCAAAAGAGUGGUCCUGCCCCGGGAGCUCCCUCGGUGCUUGCUCCUGCUCCUAUUCCUCCCCCAGCUUCCGUUCCUAUUGUUAACUCUAACCUGGCUCCAGCUCCCAAGCCUCCAGCCGCAGCAUUUGCACCAGUGCCAAAACCUGCAGCCCCCAAGCCCCCUGCUCCCACAGGCCCUGCUCCAGUAUUGCCUAAGCCUACGCCUCUGCCCAAUCUGGGUGGUGGUGCCAUGAAGGGCGUGGCCCAAACCAGCGGGCAGAAACCCGCCCCUCGCCGUGGCCGCGGAGUGAUGAACCCCUCGAACAGCACCAGGAUACCCAUGUGUGCUGACUGUGGCCGCCAGAUCAGGGGUCCCUUCGUGUCAGCGCUGGGCAAGACAUGGUGCCCUGACCACUUUGUGUGCUCCACUGGCUCAUGCCGCAAGGCCCUCAUUGACAUGGGCUUCGUGGAGGAGCAAGGAGCACUGCACUGUGAAGACUGCUACGAGAAGUACCUCGCCCCGAUCUGUGGAAAGUGUGACAAGAGGGUGAAAGGAGACUGUCUGAAUGCUGUUGGCAAGCAGUUCCACCCUGAAUGUUUCUGCUGUGCUUACUGUGGAAAGAUCUUCGGCUCUGGUGCCUUCUACUUGGAGGAUGGCCUGCCCUACUGUGAAGCUGACUGGAAUGACCUGUUCACCACCAAGUGUGUAGGCUGUGGCUUCCCCAUUGAGGCUGGUGACCGCUGGGUGGAGGCCCUCAACAACAACUACCACAGCCAGUGCUUCAAGUGCUCGGUUUGCAAAUCCAAUCUUGAGGGCAAGAGCUUCUAUGCCAAGAAUGGGAGACCUUUCUGCAAGUCCCAUGCUGGCCGCUAAAGACUCCAACCCUGGCAAUUUUGAUCUUUCUCUCUUUACCUUUUAAAUUUUGUCUGCUUCUUUUCUUUGUCCUGUAUGCCAUGUUAUCUGUGCUUCCCUGGAGACAAAUCACCCUUAGAAAUAUUAAUUCCUCAGUAGUAUUUAUGGGAGCACAGUGAACUUGGCUUUAAUGUUAGAGCUUUAUAGAGCUAGGAUGAAUAAUUGAAUGGAUAGGUCCUCUAGGCUUUCCAGUCUGUUGGAUAGUGACCGUGUUUCCUUGUGACCUAAUUCAGUGGUUUCAGAAACAGCUAUCUUACUCAUAGCUCAUUAGCUAAAACUAGACCUAAUCCUAGCUAGCAAGUUAUAUGUAUAAACCCAACAAACUGCUACACUGGCAACAGUAAUGAUAAUUAUAAAUAACAAUAAUAAUAAUAAUAAUAAUCAUUAUCAUCUUGACUGCAAUACAAUGUAACCUUGAAACAAUACAAUCUUGAACCUGUCCUGUCCUAAGGAGAUGAGGCUGGGAUGCCUGUCCUAACCUUCCUGUCAUUGGAAGACUAAGUCAUUCUCUCUCCUUGCAGCAAGGCACAACAUCACUUCUCUUGCACUUUCUUACCUUUACAGACAGUAGAGCUGCUCAUUAUUUGCAGCACAUCAUUAACUGACAUCUGUGUCUUAGUAGUAUGCAUUGUUAGUGUAGUAACUAGCCUCUAACCUGCAGAAAUGCCACAAGAACUUGGAGGGCCAGAGCUUCUUCGCCAAAGGUGGGAAGCCCUUCUGCAAGGCCCAUGCCCAGCGUGGUCUCUAAGCCACUUCACAUGGUCAACAGAUCCCCAUGAAACCCUCCGAAAGGGUCCUCCUGCUUCCUUCCACAGCCAACUCAACAGGAACAGCUUACAAAAGCAGCAGUACCAGCAGCAGCAUCACCAUCACCACCAUCAUGUCUCAACAACCAAUCAUGCACCACAGUUGCUGGACAAAGCAGGAGCAGCUUCCCUGUGCUAACAACACUCAUAAUCAUCUGCUGUGGUUAACAUGCUCGCUAUCAUACUGGCUGACUAAUUACAAAUAUUUAUUUGUUCUUCCGUGACAAGGUAUAUUGCCAGCCUUACAUGUAACUAAUGGUGCCUAUGCAAUAAUGGUGAUAAAAAUUUCAGUGCCUUGAGUUGAUUCUAGUAUAUGAUAGAAUAAGGAAACAUGAGCUUUACUGCAUAGUUUAAGAUUAAUCAGAGCCAGUAAAGUGUAGACAGUGAUGUCUGGCCUAACCCUCACACCUCUGCUCGUCAGGUUUUCGUUGCUUUUUGCUUGUGUUCACCUUCUUGAUGUUACUAUACUGUGUAACCACAAACUGUGCACACACCCUUGUCACAUGACAAUAUUGUAUAUAAGAAUUUAAUUAUAUCAGACAUAUUUAUCUUGACAAUUAUAAUAUGUAUGGUGAGAAUUCUUUAUCCCCAAGAGUCUUUUAACUUGGCUAUGCUUGCUUAGCCUCCUGAAUGCUGUGUGUCUCAUCUCUACCAUUUUCUCUUUUAUGUUUGAUGUUCAUAAGUUCAGCCUGCAUGAACUGGAAAGGGAGUUUCCCCAUGCAGCCUUGAACAGGGGCUGCUGCCAAGCUGGCCUCACCACAGAGCUGAGGCCUGCAUGGACUUGACAACUGUAUCAUGGAGGCUGAUCAUGAUGAAAAGUUUUAAAAAUAUACACUCUUAAAAAAAUGUCUUGAGUGCUUAUUGAUCUUCUGAUUCUUUCUUGCUCCUUCCUCUUAGGAAGGGAAAUGAAUAAAAACUAGACACAUA